This is a messenger RNA of Centropristis striata (black sea bass), 3999 nucleotides long. Its product is annotated as RNA-binding Raly-like protein. Gene Ontology annotation, molecular function: RNA binding. The transcript has 9 exons. Gene Ontology annotation, cellular component: nucleus. The record is from RefSeq and is a predicted model, not a curated record. The coding region runs from base 1001 to 1870 and encodes 289 amino acids. Lineage: Eukaryota; Metazoa; Chordata; Actinopteri; Perciformes; Serranidae.
AACACACAACCAGCUCAGUCAUAACUGUGGGAUGAUAAGGACUACCUCUUUUUACUUUUGGAGAGAGCCAAGCCGUUAGGAGAGCAUUCAGCAUCAGCUGUUCAACACUGGUUUCUCAUUGCUGGAAGUCGGGGCUGAAUCAGUCACAUGACAGAACUGGAGGCAGAGAUCUAGAGAAAAGGCACAGCAUUUCGGCUUGCACCGCCAUACUGUAUUUUGAGCCAUAUCACAUUUUUAUUGCAACAUUUUACUCCCGCUCGGUGAGUACAUUUCCAAUGGCUUUUUUGUAAGCAUUUUUUGUCUUUUUAAUUGCCCCCUUUUUUAUUUUUCCUCCUUUUGCUGGUGUUUGAAUUGAGCAUUGACAUGGUGGUUUUGAGCGUUUUUCACAUCCAGGCUUCAAGUUUUUAGCAUGCAGUUAUUCUGAUCGAGAGUGCCAAGAGGGUAAUCGGUGCGGUAUCGGUCUUGAGAAAGCCUUGACUUGCUUGCAGUUUUGUUUCGAGGGUCGAAACCAAGCAGCUUUUGUCAGUAUUGAGAUUUUUCAAACAAUUUAUUGGUGGUUUUGAAACAUUUUUAUUUUUUUGUUUCUGUCGACUUUUGCUGUUGCUAUGCUUUGGUUUGCAUUUUGCAGUGUUGUUUGUUGCCUUCGAGUUUUGUGAUUUUGAUGUGUCGGUGGAUCUCACCGAUCAAACCCUUUGCUUUUACUUUGUUCCUCUUUUCUUUAUAAAAAAGGAGUCAUUUUUAAAGCCCGGUGACGUUUUAACGUGCUACUUUUCUUGCAGCUGAGCUCACAGGUUUGUUGUUUUUGUGUUUCUCUCUUUUUUCGAUUUCAUUAUACUUUUGCUGGUGGCAGUGUCAAGUAUUUUUGGAUGUUUUUGACUAGAUGAUGCUGGGUGGACGAGGGGAGUUUUGAUUCUUGGGGGAGUUUCAAUGCGUUUUUGUUUUCUGUAUCAACGAGGAUGAACAGACAUUUUCCCUUCUGCAGGAGGGCUACUGGAGGAGAAUGACUGGUAAACUCCAAACCAGCAACGUGACCAACAAGAAUGACCCACGCUCCCUAAACUCCAGAGUCUUUAUCGGCAACCUCAACACAGCCAUCGUUAAGAAGACCGACAUAGAGGUCAUCUUCGCCAAGUAUGGCAAGAUAGUGGGUUGCUCCGUGCACAAAGGUUACGCCUUCGUACAGUAUUUGAACGAGAGGAACGCCCGAGCAGCUGUGGCGGGAGAAAACGCUCGUAUCAUCGCUGGACAGCCUCUUGAUAUAAACAUGGCAGGUGAGCCCAAGCCAUACAGGCCCAAAGCCGGCUCCAAACGGCCGCUCUCAGCUGUUUACAGCGGUUAUGAGUUUGAUUAUGAGUACUACAGAGAUGAUUUCUACAGCAGGCUUUUUGACUACAGAGUGGCCCCCCCACCGAGAGCCGUGAUCCCCGUCAAACGCUCCAGGGUGCUGGCUCCCUCCUCCCGCCGCGGGAAGACCUCCUUCCCCAUCAAGACAUCCUCCUCUUCCUCCUCUUCAUCCUCCAGACCUCCCACAUCCUCCUCCGGGCUCAAACCGGUGAAGACGGACCAGCUUCAGACUAUUAAACGGGAGCUCACUCAGAUCAAGAUGAAGAUCGACUCCUUGCUGGGACGCCUGGAGAAGAUCGAGAAGCAGCAGAGAGCCGAGUCCGAGGCUCAGAGAAAGUACGAGGACAACUGCGACUCCCUGCAUGAGGAGUCCGUGUCAGAGACGGCGGAAAACUCCGGGGAGGAGGGCGCCGAGGGAGCGCUGGACGUGGAGGCGGGAGAGAUGACCGAUGGAGGCGAGGACGACUACGACGAGGAGGGCAGCCACCAUCUGAUAGAGAACCACGUAUCGGAUAUUGACAACUGAGACCAGGGUGAGGCAGCAGACACCCCCUCCGGUCGGAGGUAUUAGAAUUCAUCAUCACCUUCCAGAGACAGAAAAGGAUCUCGGAGGGAUCAAGACUCUCAUUCUGGACUGUAAGUUGUGUUCAAGAGAUGCCUAAAUCACAUUUAGAUGCCCAACUGCACAGCACAAACCCAACGUGAUGUGCUCUCUAAAGAAAAUGUAUUCAAGACCCAUUUUAAUGCAUUGGCCUGAGUUCACCUCAUGGAUAUUCUGUGCUACUUAUAUUUCAUUGCAAAAAAGGCUGAAAAAAAAAAAACAUAAAGGGAAGAAAAGGCUUUUGCUCAGAUUUAUACAUUGAAUUAGGUCGAAAGGAGGGUACGUGACAUUGUUGAACCACUGCUGCUUUUAUGAAAUGUGUUUGCGCUGUAAUUUCACUUCUGUUGUUUCUCAAAAGCCCAAAUGAAUGAAGGACAGUCGGAGCAUUCUGCAGUACAAUAUUCACAAAAUGAAUGAAACAUCGGUGCCGUCUAGUUCGGAUUUGACUCAUGCAUAAGCCAAUAGCUGCGAGCAUAACUUUAUCCAGCUUUAUCCAUUUAUCACACAAAUGCCCUGUGGGGCUGUUCCAUCAUAUAUUCCAACUCCUGCCAAGUUGCAGAAGCAGAAAGGGCUUCCUGUGGUAGAGAGCCAACGCUGGCACAGGCCUCCUGCCAGGGAGCAAUGCCCUAACGUCUCAAUGCACUCCUCCCUGCUCAGUCUGUGCAUCCCAACAUGGACUGCUGCUGUUCAGGAGCCAACGCCCUUUCUCCUUCUCCUUCUGCUCUCCCAUCUCCUUCUGCAUUCUGCAGCCAUUCUGUCUCAUGUAGGCAGGAGAGCAAGGCAAGGUUUUUCUUAAAUUAUAGAUUGGGAUGCCUUUAUAUUAUGGAAGUGUGUGAUCUGUGAUUCAGAUGGAAUAUUCAAACAUGAUACAAUGGCUAAAGCUGCCUGAGAACAACCAUAAUAAAUGGUAACAAACUCUGUUACUCUUUUAAUAAGAAUUUAAAAAGAAUUUUAAACUGUGGUCAGAUGAAGCCGAACUGGCCACAACUGGACGAUUUUUCAACUCAUUUGGUGCCGUUUACUAACAUGAUGAUGUACAUGAUUUCUACCAGUUUCAGUGUGUUUACAGUGCUGCCAUGUGGAGCUGCCAACAUGCAAAAACCUCAGAUGCAGCUUGAGCUUCAGCUUAGCGAUUUUAAUUAACCUGAUUAUAAAUAAAUUGCUGCAAAGGGAAUUGUGACACCAGUGACUGGAUGUCACCAUGUUCUACUGUUAAUUAUUUGCAUCGUGUUUGCUCUUUUUUUUUUCCCAAUAUGGAACAGUGUAUAUUUAUUCCAGACAAACACUACGCUUACAUGCACAAAAUAUUCAGUUUUUUGCCCUUAUUCUGAAAAGACAAUAUUCCUACUAAACUGUAAGAACUAAUUGGCAAAUGCGUAUAAUUCUAGGACCUAUCGGUUUGUUUUUUGAUUUCCAUGGGGCUUAAUCAAGAAGUGCAGCUCAAAAUGCCUCUGAACAAACAUAGAACCUAUCAGAGCAACGAAGCUUUGAGCAACAUGUGCAAGUUGGAAAAAAAAUAACAUGGGCUCAUGGGACCAGAGCAAAUAAAUAUGAGCUUGGCAGAUUCCACUGUUUUCCAGGCUUACUAAAUUGUUUACAUGGCUAAUAAAAUAAUUAAUAUUCCAUUAACUCUUGUUUACAUACAGCCAUGUGAAAUAGGAUUUUUUUUUUUUUUUUUUUCACCAGUGGUGGACCUCUUUCAUUCCUGCAACCACCUUCUUAAAAAGGUCAGCGUUGCGAUAUUUAUGCAAAAAAACUGUUGAUAUCAAAGUCCUUCAUAAUUUUGUUUAGGUUUUUCCUUCUGACCAGAGAUGUGGGCUUUUCUUUUGGGUAUGCACCUCUACCCCAAUCCUGCAAACUGUUGGCUUGUUGGUUUGUGUACAACAACAACAACAACGCACAGAGAUGACCGUAAACAGGCACCAGGCCAUAAAGUGUCAGAACUGUAGUAAAAACCUCAAUUGAUGCACGUUCCAAAUGUUCUGUAAAUACAGUCAUGGAAAAACAUAUUAGACCACCCUUGUUUUCUUCAAUAUCUUGUUCAUUUUAAUGCC